AUGGUCCAUUUCCGGUCCAAAGAACUCACCAAAUUAUCCCCAUUCGGCAAGUGGUGGCAUGCCUUUGGCCUCCACGGCGGCUUUAUGAUUGACCAAGACGACGUCGACACCUAUACCUGUCACGAACCUUGCUCUACUGAUGCCGCCGCCAUCAGAGAGCUCCAAGAAAAUCCCGAAGAAAUCCCUUAUCGUGUCCUUGGCAGUCUCGGCAAGCCUUACAAAUUUAAAAUCGACGAAAUCAAGCUGGCGAAUGGAUGGCGCCCGAACUUCGCUCUUGCAGAUUCCUACGUCAGUCGUGAUGGACACGGCCGGGUGUUCCUCUGCGGUGACGCCGCCCAUCAGAACCCGCCCCAUGGCGGCUAUGGCAUGAACAGCGGCGUGGAAGACGCUAUCUCGCUCGCGUGGCGUCUUUCAGCUUUACACAAAGGCAUCGGCGGAGGCAACCUCGUUACUUCAUAUACGAAUGAGCGCAGACCGAACAUGAUGCUGCGUCUCGAACGUUGUGCUGCCCAUAUCGGCAAAUUCACGCCGAUGAUCGUGCGUACUAUGACGGCCCCGAACACAGACAUUUUCCUCGAGGAGAGCGAGGAAGGAGAGAAGGCGCGAGCCGAGGUAGCAAAACACCUGGACAGUGUGGGACCUGAAAAUAUCGACCGUGGAGUGGAACUGGACCUGAGAUAUUUGAAUAGCGAAAUUAUUGUGAGCGACGGGACGAGGGAGCCGAGAUUCGAUAACAUGCGCUACACGCCAAGUACAAGGCCCGGGCAUAGGGCGCCACAUGUAUUCUUGAGGGAUGAUCAGACAAGUAUCGUGGAUCUCUAUGGACGAGAGUGGUCAUUGAUGGACUUCUCAAAGGUCGAAAGGGACUAUCAAACGACCAAUGGUUUCGUCAACUUGGAUGACGAAGCGACCUCCCCGGUGGCGACAUUCAAAGCUGUUGCCAAUGCAAUGAGAAUGCCGCUGACGCACGUCCAACUGGAUGCCGGAGAGAAGCACGUUAAGAACGUGUGGGAAAAUUACGAUUAUGUUUUAGUCCGACCGGACGGGUACGUCGCCUGGCGUGGAGGCAAAGAAGGGGCGAGGGAUGAAUGUUGUGAGCUGAAUGAAGGACGGAUCAGGAACAUCUUGCGCAUUGCGCUGGGCUGGAAGACAGACCCUGGGUUUGUGGCGGGGGAGAAGAAGGAGCUGAAUGUGAAAGUCAAUUUGACAAGCAUUCAUGGCCUGGAAGAGGAGCUAGGGAUGGGCAAGGGCCACGGGGAUGCCUUUGUGGGAAUUUUCACUGAAGACAAGAGAAAGUAG
Aspergillus pseudoviridinutans is the source of this 1299-nucleotide messenger RNA. RefSeq lists its product as uncharacterized. Gene Ontology annotation, molecular function: FAD binding. The transcript has a single exon. NCBI's taxonomy places the organism in Eukaryota, Fungi, Ascomycota, Eurotiomycetes, Eurotiales, Aspergillaceae. The record is from RefSeq and is a predicted model, not a curated record. The coding region runs from base 1 to 1299 and encodes 432 amino acids.